Molecule: messenger RNA, 2357 nt
Organism: Malaclemys terrapin pileata
Lineage: Eukaryota; Metazoa; Chordata; Testudines; Emydidae
Product: ribonuclease pancreatic beta-type-like
Exons: 3
Coding region: 33-833 (266 amino acids)
Molecular function (GO): nucleic acid binding
Source: RefSeq, a predicted model, not a curated record
UAUUUAAGGCGACACUGAAGCAUGUCCCCGCUAUGUGCAUGGCGGGGUGCAUCCCCACUAGCAGGGCUUGCCUCCACUCCCAGAGUGCUGCACGGUGGCUCCCUGCCUGCCCUGGCUCCACGCGGCUCCGGGAGGCGGUGGCAUGUCCCUCCAGCUCCUAUGCACAGGGGCAGCCAGGGGGCUCCGCACAGUGCCCCCGCCCCGAGCGUCAGUUCUCCAGCUCCCAUUGGCCGGGAACCGUGGCCAAUGGGAGCUGCAGGGGCAGCGCCUGUGGAUGGGGCAGCGCACAGAGCUGCCUGGCUGCACCUUCACGUGGGAGCUGGUUCUGGGAGCUGCUUGAGAUCACCGUCAGCAGCUGGAGAAGAACAACGGAACUUGUCCAUCUCAGCAACAUGGCUUUGAAGGGAAUGUCUCUGAUAUGUCUGUUAUUCAUUGCUACGUCUGUCUUCAGCAUCUCUCGCGCUCAGAACCCCAUGGCCUUCAGACGGAAAUAUUUGACCCUGCUGGACACCAUAGACCACAACACAUGUAACAGUGAAAUGAGAAACAAACGGAUCGCAAUGACUAGAGAUGGCUGUAAAAAACUCAACACGUUCAUUCAUGCUCGCGAGGAGGUUAUCGAUGCCACGUGCACCAUGGGGAAAGUGCAUGUCAUAAAGGGCCAAAAGUAUAAAAAGAGUAUCAGUAAAUUCAGGGUCACUAAUUGCAGACUCUCUGGGGAAUACCCUAAUGACUGCGAGUACAUGGCGGAAAAGAUCGCCUGGAAAUAUAUAGUCAUCUCUUGUGACCAGAACGAUCGCCCAGUGCAUUUUGCAGGGACGCUGAACUGGUAGGAGUCAGGAAAUGGGGGAAGGGGUUUAUUCCUAAUGCUUUGGGGGUGCUGCUGCCUUUUCUGCUGCAAAUCACACCAUUUAAACUGUCGCCUAAACAUACUAUUUUGAGAGUGAUUUAUAAUGCUGGAGGCCUCAGCAACAAGGGGACACUGCUCUCUAAUGGGUCUGGCGGUGGGAGAGCAGCAGAGCGAUGGAGGAAGGAAUAAUAAUGAUGCUUAGCAGUUUUAUAGCCCUUUACAUUUCCAAAGCAUUGCUCCAACAUUAUGGAAAUGAAGGGGAAUGGCUGAAAGAGGAGAGUGGGGGGAUUAGAGUGGGGGAAGAGGAUUGUUGAGAAUGGGAAGCGAGAUGGUUAUAGGGUCUGAUCCCAAACUCAAUGAAGUCAAUGGACUUUAGAUCAGCCCCAUAGUGAGAGACGGAAGCAGGGGAAUCUUGAAUGGGAAUUAGUAAGGAAGGCAUGGAGGAUAGUCCAGGGCAGGGGUCGGCAACCUUUCAGAAGUGGUGUGCCGAGUCUUCAUUUAUUCACUCUAAUUUAUGGUUUUGCGUGCCAGUAAUACAUUUUAACCUUUUUAGAAGGUCUCUUUCUAGACUUUUAUAAUAUAUAACUAAACUAUUGUUGUAUGUAAAGUAAAUAAGGUUUCAAAAUGUUUAAGAAGCUUCAUUUAAAUUAAAAUUAAAAUGCAGAGCCGCCCAGAUCGGUGGCCAGGACCUGGGCAGUGUGAGUGCCACUGAAAAUCAGCUCGUGUGCCGCCUUCGGCAUGCGUGCCAUAGGUUGCCUACCCCAGUCCAGGGGUUAGCAUGUUAGCCUGGGAGACCCGGUGACAAUUCCUGCUCUGCCAUAGACUUCCUGUGUGACCCCGGGCAAGUCAUUUAGGGCCAGAUUUGUAAAGGUACGUCGGUGCCUACAGAUGCAGAUAGGCCCGUGGUGCAAUUCUCAAAAGAGCCUAGCCCCAUAAGGCCCAACAGGAGUGAUGAUUUUCAAGAUCCCUUCACUUCCCUAUGAAAAAGCCAUUGACUUUGCUGGGUUUGGGAUCAGACCCUAUAACCUUCUCAUUUCCCAUCCUCAACACCCUCCUCCCCCACUUCCCUCUCUUAGCCACUCCUUUUUAUUUCUGUAGGUAGCUAAAGAUCUUUACAAUUCUAGCCCUUAGUCUCUUUGUGUCCCUGUUCCCCAUCUGUACAAUAGGGAUAAUAGCACCAGCCUGUCUCACCGGGGUGUGGUGAGGAGGAAUAUCUGAAAGAUUGUGUGGUGUUCAGAUUCUACAGUUAUGGGGGGCCACAUAAGGUAGAUAGGCGAGUAUAGAUUAUGGGGUGGGGGAUUGGGGAGGAAGAGGCGAGACAUGAGGGGGAACAGACACAAGGGCAGGGGGGUUGGUGAGGAAGAAGACAGAUUCGAAGGGGAAGUUGGCGAGGGAGGGACGUGCUAUUGCUCCACAUUCUGUUGUUAACGUAAACGCUUUGGUUGCUUAAGACCCAGAAAUGUGCUUUCGCUCUUGUCAAAUAAAAGCCAUCUGCAGGCUCCUCUCC